AUGUUGUCAAGUAAAUCAAAAUCAUCGUCAUCAUCAUCUAAAAAAGAUGAUCAUGUGAAUGGAUCAAAUGCAUCGACUGCCUCAUCAUCAUCAUCAUCCCCUUCUUUAUCAUUGUCGUCGUCCUCAUCAUCAUCAUCGUCAUCAUAUCCAAAGAAACAAUUUGAUUAUUUGGGAUUGGUAGUUAAAAGUCAUCCUCUUACACUUAAACAAAGAUGUUUUCUAGUCAUUAUAAACAAUCUAUUUAAUAAUCACAAUAACAACAACGGUAGUAAUAAUAGUAAUAAUAAUCAAAAUAAUAGUAGUACAACAGCUAAUAUAUUGGAAAAUCUAAGUAUAUUACCAUUAGAAUUAAAAGAGGAAUUGGUUCAUUUCAUGUUAGAGUAUCGAUUGUUUAAUGGAACCAAGAUAUCUCACUCUGAAGUAUUUACUCAGAAUAUAUUGGAUACUAGAUUACGGUCGAUCGAUUUCAGUGUCAUUCGUAGCAAGAUCAAUCAAAACGAUCCAACCAAGGAGUUGUUGCGUGCAUGCCAUUCAUUGCAGCGUCUCAACUUUUCCUAUUGUUACGAGAUCAAUGACAAUAUAUUAAAGACGAUCAUCUCGUCGUUGAAUUCAGCGUCGUCAACGUCAUCGUCGUCCAUGUCGCCUUCAGCGUCACUGGUCAAUAUAUCAGAUGAGGGGUCCAAUGUAGACACCUUAUCGUCCAUCACAGCUCCCAACAAGGGUGCGGUGGGACGUGCCGGGCAACAACAACAACAAUCACAACAAAAGCAAUCACAUCUUCAAAAACUUAAAAAUAAGAUCCUCAAGCGUCGAAAGGAGACGCCAAGCAAGACGGGCAGUACGGGUGUACCUUUAGAAGAGGAACGUCCACAACACCCAACCAAACAAAAGCAAAGACCUUCUCUAAGUAUUUCGAGUAAUAGUAAUAAUAAUAAUGGACCAUCACAUUCAUCGUCGACCGAUAAGAUUACAGACACCAAUUCAAACAUAUCGGAUGAACUGAGUAGCAGUGCAUCGAGUAUGACGUUGUCCGAGAUGCAUGCGGGUGGAUUAUCGUUUGGUGCAUCGGGUCUAGAGUAUUUGUCGCUGCGACAAUGCACUUCGUUUUCGUCGGACCACAUGCUGCGCAAGUUGCUACGGUUGUCACCAUCACUCACCUAUCUCGAUAUAUCUGGAUGCUCAAAAGUGACACACAAGACAAUCCAAGCCGUCACACAGCACUGUACGCGUCUUCGUACGCUAUCGAUCAGCAAUUUGCGCGAUGUGUUGACCCAUGAUGUGACCAGCACGUUUAACAACAUGGCAUGUCUGACCGCGCUAGAUAUAUCCCAACUACCCAACAUAUCAAGCGACGUACUCGACAAGAUCCUCACACCCAGCACCAGUGCGGCCAGCUCUGUUAUGCAUCUUUCGUCGCCGCGAUCAGCUGGUAUCUCACCUGCUGCAUCUCCACGAAAAGUACCAACUUCCUCACCAUUCUCCUCAUCAUCUACACUACAACAACAACAACUCUUACUAUUCCACUACCAACAACAACUCCAACACUAUCAACAACAACAACAGACUGGUGGUGCUGGAUCAUCUGUAUCUCCACUCCCACUACAACUUUCACCUCGGUCGUUGGACGAUCAUGUGAGUAUCAGUGGUGGUGGCAGUCCAAUCAACCUACAAUACCCAGCAAUGAUACAAUCGUUGAAUUUGGCACAGUCAGAGAUUGAAGACGAGUCACUAUCGUUGAUUGGCGAGCGAUGCCCGACACUGCAUUCGUUGGAUGUAUCGUUUUACACGAACCAGCGCACGCUCGAGACACUCGGGCUGUCACAAUCCAUUGUCAAGGCAUGCCCACGCAUGCGUGUCUUUUCAUGUCUGUCGUCAUUCCAUCUCAAGGAUAUCACCAUCCUCGAAGCACUCAAAAAAUGGACACUCCUUGAAGUCAUCGAGCUGACCGACUGCACAUCGCUAACGUCAGCCAUCAUUGCUUUUGUACAACAACCCGAAAACCAUAUUCAUCUGCACCUUCGCUUCCUCUUUUUCGGAAGUGCCAUGCAAAAGGACGAUAUCGACGAAUUUGGUAUCAUGUGUAAAUUAGAAGGUAAAACCACUCUAGAACUUUUAGAAACUCAACAACAGGUAACUUUGGAAGAUUUAAUUGAUCAAGGUUGGGUAAAUGUAAUCUAA
Messenger RNA from Cavenderia fasciculata, 2178 nucleotides. RefSeq lists its product as uncharacterized. The record is from RefSeq and is a predicted model, not a curated record. Gene Ontology annotation, biological process: SCF-dependent proteasomal ubiquitin-dependent protein catabolic process. The transcript is spliced from 3 exons. The coding region runs from base 1 to 2178 and encodes 725 amino acids. Gene Ontology annotation, cellular component: SCF ubiquitin ligase complex. NCBI's taxonomy places the organism in Eukaryota, Evosea, Eumycetozoa, Acytosteliales, Cavenderiaceae.